Molecule: messenger RNA, 552 nt
Organism: Paramecium tetraurelia
Lineage: Eukaryota; Ciliophora; Oligohymenophorea; Peniculida; Parameciidae
Exons: 1
Source: RefSeq, a predicted model, not a curated record
AUGAUCAAAUUAUUUAAAGGAAACAAUACUCUUUUAGCUCAAAAUGGAACUAUUACUUUUGAUGUCAAAAGAUUAGAUUACAAUUGUCAAAUGUAUAAAAAUAUGUAAUUUAGCCAAUAUUGGAAGUAUAGUAAUUUAUCUUUUCUAUUUUGUUAUUGGGUCAGGAACAAUGAUUUAAUAAAAGAUUUUUCUUUUAGCCAAUAUCUCUAAAAAAGUGGAAUUGACGAUUUUUAUCGAAGAUAAUUAUAAUGGAUGUAUAUUUUGAGUCUGAAAAUCAAGAGAGAAUAAUUGUUGCCUUUAGAGAACAAUUUCAAUUAAUGUGCAAUAGAAUUUUUAUCUCUUCUUUAUAGUGGAUAUAAUUAUAAGAAUCACCCAAUUAAAAGAGAUUUAACAAUAGAAAAGCGAUAGGAAACAAAUCUAGAUCAUAUUUAUAGAAGAAGAAUUGUACUAAUUUUCUAAUCAAAAUUUCUAUUAAAACUUUUAAAGUAAUAUUGUUCUAAUUCGAUUGAUUAAGUUAGUGGAAUACGAUUUGGGUAUUUCUCCUUUAUUUGA